Molecule: messenger RNA, 852 nt
Organism: Saxophila tyrrhenica
Lineage: Eukaryota; Fungi; Ascomycota; Dothideomycetes; Mycosphaerellales; Extremaceae
Gene: OTU2
Product: OTU protein
Exons: 2
Coding region: 1-852 (283 amino acids)
Biological process (GO): protein deubiquitination
Molecular function (GO): cysteine-type deubiquitinase activity
Source: RefSeq, a predicted model, not a curated record
AUGGAGGAGCUUCAAGCCCGCCAUAGGAAGGAGCAGCGAGAUCUCCAAAGCCGGAUCACGCAGAAGAAGAAGCAGGCCAGCAAGAAGACACGGAAAGGCGUGAACGACGAAUGUGAUCGACUGGAGGCAGAUUUGAAAGAGAAGCAAGCGGGCGAGGUUGCUGCGUUGAACGGCGAGGAUACGGCUGUGACAGUCGAAGCUCUGGACGAUCUGACGCUGGACACCACCCAAACCACGGAGACUGCGGUCGCCGAUGAGACAGCCAGCAGCGCUACAGCAGAAGCCGGCGAUGCCGGCACCGGAGUAUCCGAGCCAAACGGUGAAGCGCAAGGGCCGAAGAAGGGCAACCGACAGAAAGCACGCCUUGCACGUCGAGCAGCUGAACAAGAGGAGGCAGCCAGAAAAGCAGCAGAAGAGGCGAAGAAUCUGCCGGAUCUUAAGGAGCAGGAGCGAAGCAGAAUGCUGGAGGCCAUGAAGGCACGAGACCAACUUGACCACUUGAGAAUACCACUGGGCGCAACGCCAGGAGACAUGCCUGAUGUUGCAGGGUACAAGCUCGUACGGUCUGCCGCGGCAGAAUACAUCGAGAAGAACUCGGACGAUUUUGUGCCAUUCCUUGAGGAGCCAUUGCCGGACUAUCUCCACAAGAUCCGGGAUACUGGAGAAUGGGGAGGGCAAUUGGAGCUUCUCGCGCUGGCGAAGACUUACGGGACCGUCAUCAAUGUGCUUCAAGACUUCGGCCGGGUAGAGAAGAUCGAGGGAGGGAGCGGCGAGAAAGCCAUCUGGCUAGGGUAUUACAAGCAUGGCUUUGGACUUGGAGAGCAUUACAACAGCCUGAGAAAAGCAGGAUGA